Messenger RNA from Cucurbita pepo subsp. pepo (vegetable marrow), 907 nucleotides. RefSeq names its product benzyl alcohol O-benzoyltransferase-like. Lineage: Eukaryota; Viridiplantae; Streptophyta; Magnoliopsida; Cucurbitales; Cucurbitaceae. The record is from RefSeq and is a predicted model, not a curated record.
UCUAUUUCAUAUAUCAAUGAUGUCAACCAUUGACUUUACCUUCAAAGUACGAAAAUGUGAACCAGAAGUGAUUGUUCCAGCAAAUCCUACACCCCAUGAAUUUAAGCAACUAUCAGAUAUGGAUGAUCACCAAAACUUAAGAUUUCAAAUUCCAUUACUAAAUUUCUAUGAACAUAAUCCAAAUUUAGAAGGGAGAGACCCAGUGAAGAUAAUAAAAGAAGCAAUUGCAAGUACGUUGGUGUUUUAUUAUCCUUUUGCAGGAAGACUAAGAGAAGGGCCGGGUAGAAAGCUAUUUGUAGAAUGUACCGGUGAAGGAAUCUUGUUCAUUGAAGCAGAUGUAGAUGUAACCUUGGAACAAUUUGGCGAUGCUCUUCAAUUUUCAUCUUCACUUUCAUGGUUUCAAGAUGUUAUAAACAACGUUCUAAAUUCUGAUGGUAUCGUUAAUUCUCCAUUAUUGUUCAUUCAGGUGACACGACUCAAGUGUGGUGGUUUCAUUUUUGCUCUUCGUUAUAAUCAUACGAUGGCUGAUGGUUUUGGCCUCGUCCAAUUCAUGAAGGCUAUAGCAGAGAUAGCUCGUGGAGCCUAUGCUCCAUCAAUUUUUCCGAUAUGGCAAAGAGCUCUCUUAACCGCAAGGGACCCUCUCAGAAUAACUUGUUGCCACCCUGAAUACGACCAAGUUCCUAUCACCAACAACACCGCCAUUCCAAUCGUCAACAUGGCCCACCGCUUCAUAUUUUUUAGUCCCCUCAAAAUCUCAGCCCUUCGUCAAACCUUACCCGCCCACCUUCGCCAUUGUUCAUUCUUCGAGCUCAUCGCAGCCUAUGUUUGGCGCCUCCGAACCAUAGUCCUUCAACUUAGCCCAGAGGAGGAAGUGUGCUUUCUUUGCCCCAUAAACUAUACAUCAUGA